UUACUUCCUUGAAUCCUGAUGUUAUAUAUAUUUAUAGCUCUGUGAUUUUAGAGAGAGAAAAAGAAAAUCUGAUCUUAUCUGAUCGAUACAUUCCAUGGAGAAACAGGGAAGAUCAAAAGGAAAUGUGUUUCAAUUCAUACCAGGAGCCAACUCCGUCACAUUCCAUAAACCACCCAUCAGUCCUGCACGUGACAAGGGUAGCAGGCCAGAGAAUUGGAGCAAGUUCAAGGCCAAUAACUGCCGCAGAGGCUUCUCUGGUCCUAUCACAUCCAUGAUUCCAGCCGAGGCCAGAAGGAAAUCCAGGUCUGGUAGCUUCGAUGCAGCAGAACCCACAUCCCCUAAAGUCUCUUGCAUGGGCCAAAUCAUACACAAGCACAAGAAGCUCAAGAACAAGAACAAGAACAAGGGCAAGGACAAGGACAAGAACCAGAACCAGAACCAGAACCAGAACCAGAACCAGAAGAAGAAGUUGAUGAUAUCCAAAUCUAUGCCUCUGUCCUCUCAUCGGGAUUCUUAUAAGGUUGAAUCGUCUCCCAAGGAAGCAAAGAAGAAGCCCUUUUCAGGGAUCCUUAGAAUUUUCCAAAGUAAGAGAUCUGAUUCUAAUGUUUUGUUUGAUGAUCAUGAUAAGGACAGAGCAGUUCAAGCUCAAGGUAUGGUGGCGCCUUCACUGGGUAAGAUGAAGAGGUUCGCAAGUCGUCGUGAAUCUCUGGGCAAUUUCGAUUGGACCGCUCAUGUGCCGGCGGCAGCGGUGUCGGAUGACCGGAAUUAUCAUUCCGACGAGGAAGGAGGUGGAGGAGGAGGAGGAAGAAAGAGUGAUGGGGAAGGAGAUGAGGAUAGCAUAAUCAUUCCUCAUUCUGCACCCAUAAUUGUGCUUGGUGGAAGGGUGGCUUUGGAGCCAAGGAAAGAAGUUAAUCUGUGGAAGAGAAGAACGAUGGGUCCACCUCGUCCUCUCCAAUUGAUUCCAUCUAAGUGAUAUGAGCAAUGGAGAUCAGAGAGGAUCUUUGGAUUCCUCUCUUUUUUUUUU
This is a messenger RNA of Macadamia integrifolia, 1024 nucleotides long. RefSeq lists its product as uncharacterized. Bases 95 to 973 code for a protein of 292 amino acids. The record is from RefSeq and is a predicted model, not a curated record. The transcript has a single exon. Lineage: Eukaryota; Viridiplantae; Streptophyta; Magnoliopsida; Proteales; Proteaceae.